UCCCAAAUUUUGAAAGGGAAACUGACAGGGAAAAUUUUAGAGAGAAAACGUAGAAAAAGCAGUCGCACCCACUAAACUUCCCUAAUUCUUUCUUCAAACUUCCCGCAUUUUCAUGAUCUCAUCCUCUUCAUCUGCAACUAAAUAAUAAAUAUUCAAAGUAAACAAUUAGAGAAACCGAUUUUAAAAUAUAGCAAGUAAAAGUUCUUCAUAAAAACUAUCUAAACAUGAAUCAAGUGCAGCAGGUCUUUGAAGAGCGGUUAAUAGAAACUGCUAAAGUUCUUGAAGACCAAAUCGAUGCAGAAAUUGAAAAACUUGAAAAAAUGGAAGAUGAAGAACUCCAAGCUAUAGAGCGUAAAAGAGCAUUGGCUCUCAAAAAACAAGUAAAGCAAAAAGAAGAACUAGUGACCAGUGGUCAUGGUGUAUACUCGGAGAUACCUCAUGAAAAAGAUUUCUUUGAGGUCUGCAAAAAAAGUAAGAGGGUUGUUUGUCACUUUUACCGAAGCAGUACAAUGCGUUGCAAAAUUGUGGACAAACAUCUUGAGGCUUUAGCUCCCAGACAUAUUGAAACUAGAUUCUGCAAAAUAGACGCAGAAAAAUCUUUUUUUAUCGUUCAACGACUGAAAAUUAGAGUUUUGCCCACUAUUGCACUUCUUAAAGACGAUAAAAUUGUUGAUUACAUUGUUGGAUUUGAUGACCUUGGAGGUGUUGAUGACUUCUCAACUGAGAUGAUGGAGUGGCGUAUUGCUCAAGCUGGUGUGAUAAACUACAGUGGUGAUUUAACAGCACCACCUGGAUCAAGUAAAAAGCCUAAGAGUAUAUUCAUGGCAAAGAAGAAAACAAUACGUGGUGGUUGUAAUGAAAGUGAUACAGAUAGUGACUAGUAAAUUAAAGCUUGGAAACUGGAUUUAUUUAAUGCUAUGCAUUCUAUUGAUUACAGCAAAAAAAAUAUUACUUACUAUAUGCUGUAAAUAUUUGGGUGAAACAUGCUUAUUUUUAGCUGCUGCAAAAUUUACAUUUAGCUUGUCAUUUUGUUAUAACCUAAAAUAAAGUAAAUCUUGUUCA
This is a messenger RNA of Parasteatoda tepidariorum (common house spider), 1062 nucleotides long. Its product is annotated as thioredoxin domain-containing protein 9. Lineage: Eukaryota; Metazoa; Arthropoda; Arachnida; Araneae; Theridiidae. The record is from RefSeq and is a predicted model, not a curated record.